CCCAAGAAAAGUCUCCAGAAGAAACUCAGCUUACUCAAGAUAUUACCACAGAAAAAAAUCAUCUUACUCACGAAAUUGCUGCUACAGAAAAAUCUCGACUUGCUCAAGAAAUGCCUAUAGCCGAAACUCAUCUUCCUCAAGAAGUUAUGCCGGAAAAAAAUCAGCUUGUUCAGGAAAUUAUUCGGCAAGAGCAAAUUUUACCUGUUCAAAAUGCCGUUUCUGUUCAAAACAAUGAAAAUUUAACUGACGUUUUCGACUUGCCGAAACUGGAACAUAAAUUUGGUGGUAACAAUUAUUCAUCUGUCAAUAGUGAAGUUUCUCAAGAUCGAAACAAUUCUGUUCAAGAUAACGGGUCUAUUGGAUCACAGUUGGGGAAAAUAUCACUUGAUUUAGCAACUUUGUUUCUGAAUUCCGAUCACCUUGAGUCUUCAAGUGUGACUGACGCACCCUUACUUAAUGCAGCUAACUCCCCUUACAACACAACUGCAGAAUCACCAGUAAACGAAAUAGAUUCUCCUAAUGACGAUGAAGAUCUCCUACUCGAAGACACAACGACGGACGAGGUCCUCCUCGAUGAGCUGCCCUCCAGAAGGGGCGUGCUGCAGGUGCGCAUCACGGAGUUCCUGAACCCGUCCAACAAAGACGCCGAUGGCGACUGCUGCAUGAAGGACUCGGCGUCCUCCUCGUGUGGCGGCUACUGCAGGCUCUUCUUCAGGGUGUGUGCGACCCACAGCUCCCGGAACGUGUUACUAGCGCAGCCUGCCACACCGCCCCCGCAACAGCCGCCGAUCUUCCUUCCGACGACCCUGCCUCCCGAGGACCGCACCGACAGCAGCAGCCGAGGCCUCUUCUCCAUGCCGAGCCUAGAGGCUGUGCGCCAUAAGAUGAUGAGGAGCAGACGCGUCAUGGGUGCUGCUGAGGUGCUCCCUUCUGCUAAAAGGAAGGUGGAAGACAGAAAAGAUUUUGACCCCAACGUGCCUUGCACUCUUGGGCUCAUCGUCACCGAGGUCGUCGCCAACAGCUCCUUGAGAGCCAACGUCGAGGGAGCUCUCGACAUCACCUUCCCCUUUACAUCUGACUGGCCGGUGAGCUUCCGCGUGAUCAUCGAGGCGUGGCACGACGUCACGGGCUUCCUCUUCAACUCGACUCAGCCUCCCUUGUCCGCAGACCGGGCAGGAACGCUCGUGGCGCGUCAUGCGUCGCGGCUGUCGGUGGUGGCAGGGCAGGCGUGGCAGACGCAGCGACGCGUCAUGACGCACGCCGCCAGGUAG
Messenger RNA from Hyalella azteca, 1271 nucleotides. RefSeq lists its product as uncharacterized. The coding region runs from base 111 to 1271 and encodes 386 amino acids. The record is from RefSeq and is a predicted model, not a curated record. NCBI's taxonomy places the organism in Eukaryota, Metazoa, Arthropoda, Malacostraca, Amphipoda, Hyalellidae. The transcript is spliced from 4 exons. Gene Ontology annotation, biological process: multicellular organism development; Notch signaling pathway. Gene Ontology annotation, cellular component: membrane.